This is a messenger RNA of Ahaetulla prasina, 3660 nucleotides long. It is a transcript of the gene MAP2K2, whose product is annotated as mitogen-activated protein kinase kinase 2. Gene Ontology annotation, biological process: protein phosphorylation. The record is from RefSeq and is a predicted model, not a curated record. Lineage: Eukaryota; Metazoa; Chordata; Lepidosauria; Squamata; Colubridae. The transcript is spliced from 11 exons. Gene Ontology annotation, molecular function: ATP binding; protein kinase activity. Bases 233 to 1435 code for a protein of 400 amino acids.
CCCUCCUUCCUCUCCUCCUCUCGCCUUCUUCGCGUUCCCCUCAGGGUUGUGUGUGUGUGGUUUUUUUUUAGGCCUCGCGCGCAGCCUCGGCCUCGCUUAGGGCAGCCAAGCCGGGCGAUGACGACGACGCCGUCGCCGUUGCUGCUGCUGCUGCUGGUUGUGGUGCUGCUUGUGAGGCGGGUCCCUCGCUAAAAGGCGCAACGGAACGCCGGCCUCCGCCGCCGCCGCUGCCAUGCCGGCUAAAAGGAAACUGGUGCCGCCGGCCCUCAACAUCACCCCGACCAUCGCUGAGGGACCCAGCCCCACCGAGGGCGACGGCUCCGAAGCACACCUUGUUGACCUCCAGAAAAAACUGGAAGAACUGGAGCUGGAUGAGCAGCAGAAGAAACGGCUGGAAGCUUUCCUCACCCAGAAGGCCAAAGUGGGAGAACUGAAAGAUGACGAUUUUGAGAGGAUUUCGGAACUGGGAGCUGGCAAUGGCGGGGUGGUCACCAAAGUACAACAUAAACCCUCAGGGCUAAUUAUGGCACGGAAGCUGAUUCAUUUGGAGAUCAAGCCUGCCAUACGAAACCAGAUUAUCCGGGAGCUCCAAGUGCUUCACGAGUGCAAUUCUCCGUACAUUGUCGGUUUCUACGGCGCCUUCUACAGCGACGGGGAGAUCAGCAUUUGCAUGGAGCAUAUGGAUGGCGGUUCCUUGGAUCAGGUUUUGAAAGAAGCCAAGAGGAUUCCUGAAGAAAUUUUGGGCAAAGUCAGUAUAGCAGUUCUGCGAGGAUUGGCUUAUUUACGAGAGAAACACCAAAUCAUGCACCGAGAUGUGAAGCCUUCUAACAUCUUGGUGAAUUCCCGAGGCGAGAUUAAGCUGUGUGAUUUUGGAGUCAGCGGGCAGCUCAUCGACUCCAUGGCCAAUUCCUUUGUGGGCACCCGAUCCUACAUGUCUCCUGAACGUUUACAAGGCACUCAUUAUUCCGUUCAGUCGGACAUCUGGAGCAUGGGCCUCUCCCUGGUGGAGCUGUCAAUCGGACGGUAUCCCAUCCCCCCGCCCGAUAGCAAGGAACUGGAAGUGAUCUUUGGUCGUCCCAUAGUCGAUGGGGCCGAAGGGGAACCCCAUAGCAUCUCUCCGCGGCCCAGGCCCCCAGGACGUCCUGUUAGUGGUCAUGGGAUGGACAACCGCCCCGCCAUGGCCAUUUUUGAAUUGCUUGACUACAUUGUAAAUGAGCCACCUCCAAAACUGCCGGCUGGGGUUUUCACCCAAGAAUUCCAGGAGUUUGUAAAUAAAUGCUUAAUUAAAAACCCUGCUGAACGGGCGGAUCUAAAGAUGCUGAUGAAUCACACCUUCAUCAAGUGCGCCGAGGUGGAAGUGGUGGAUUUUGCCGGCUGGCUAUGCAAGACGCUGCGGUUGAAGCAGCCCAGCACCCCCACCCGCACGGCCAUGUGACCGCCACGCCAGCUGCCUUGUCCUUCCUCCUCCUCCUCCUCCUCCCUCCCUCUCUCGUGCACCUGCUUGUCUGCUGCUGUUCGCUGCCCUCCCGGCAGAAGGAAGAAGCCCCUUGCCUCUCUUCCCUCGAUCUUUGCACCCGGAACAAGCCAGGCAGGAGGGUUGUCAAGAAAGAGAUUCUCUCUCUCUCUCUCUCUCUCUCUGCCCCGAGAGCAGAAAGGAGCCUCAGCUUCUUCCUCCUGUUCCUGUUCUCGGGUUUGGUUUGGUUUGGUUUCUCUUCCUGCAGCGGGAGAAUCCCUCGCUCUCUGAAAGCUCUCAGGUUUGGGUGGGUAGGGCUGGCCGAGACGGGCCUGGCUGCUGAUUGGUUUGGGGAGGAGAGGAGGAAAGAGUUUCCAGUGUAGGCUGGCUGCAUCUCUCUCUUUUCCUUCCUUCUUUCCUUCCUUCCUUCCUUCCUUCCUUCCUUCCUUCCUUCCUUCCUUCCCCCUUUCCCUUCCUCUCCUCUCCUCUCCUCUCCUCUCUCCUUUCUUCUCUUACCUCUUUUUGUCUCUCCCUUCCUCUCUCUUUUCUUCUUUUCCUCUUCCUUUUUCUCUCUAGCUUUCUCUCUUCCUCUCUGUCUCACUUUCUCUUUCUUUUUGGACAACCAUUUAUCCAAAAUGGGCUCCAGCAGAGGGUUGGACUAAGAGCUCCAAGUACCCUUCCAACUCUGUUAUUUUGGGUUUUUUUCUAUCUAUCUAUCUAUCUAUCUAUCUAUCUAUCUAUCUAUCUAUCUAUCUAUCUAUCUAUCUAUCUAUCUAUCUAUCUAUCUAUCUAUCUUUUUCUCUUUCCCUCUCCCUCCUUCCCUCCCUUCCUCCCUCCCUUCCCAUUUCUGUCUCUCUCUGUCUCUUUCUUUCCCUCCCGCUUUCUGUCUCACUUUCCCUCCCUUCCCAUUUUCUGUCUCUUUCUUUCUCUCCUUCUUUCUGUCUCCCUCCCUUUCUCCCUCUCCUUUUCUGUAGGUGAAUCUAAGGGCGGGCAAUUUGCUGAUGGGCAGAGAUCUCCCUGCCUGGGGCAGCCAGGGCAAAGCGGGCAGCUUAGCCAAUCCGAUGGCUUUGUGGUUGCCUCUUUGGACCCAUGGCCCAGGAAGCGGAAGGGCCCACGGCCUGCUGACUUCAUGGAAGCUGUUUGGGAGCAGAUAGCAAAAGAAAUGACCCCGAUUAAGGAAAUGCCUCUCCGGCCAAGCUCUCAACUCCUCCCUGGGACCAUCCUCUCUUCUGGUCCGUCUGCCUGCCUGCCUUUGGUUUUGUUCUGGGACCUUCCUCUGAAAGGCAGGGGAGUGGGCAGGAAUUGGGGUCUGGGGGCGAAGAGGCAGGCAGGAGGGGGGUCCUGGCUCUGCCUUCAGACUCGGCACACUUGAAGGACCUUCCUUCUCCGUCCAAGGCUUCGGUGACACGACGACGAGUCUGAAGCCAUUACAGAAUGCUGGAUUUUGGCAGAGGGGAGGGGGGGGAGGGAUGCCCUCGAAGGGUAGCUUGAAGUCGCGGUGGACAGAAAAGCUGUCGGCUCGUGGUUCUGUGAUGGUUGUAACUGCGAGGACCGGUUGUCCGUCCCCUUUUUUUUCCCCCCCAGGGCCGUGAACGCCAACAGCGCCUCUGGCCUUGGCCGUCCCUUCUCCCCUCCCGCGUUUUGCUGCUUGGAUACAGCCAGGCUGCCUGAGGGUGGCAUCGCUCUGGUUUCCCCCUGAAGGCUCGCCCGGCUUCUUCUGUUUUCCUUUCUUUGGGCUCGGCUGCUGCUUCUGCACUGCUGUCUCAGGGGGCUGCGGUGUCAUCAUAGCCGUUGGGCUGCACACCUGGGGCUCUCUUGGGAUCUGGCCUCCCGGGCUCUGAGGAAAUGCAGCCACUGCAGAGGAGGACUAAAUGUUUCAUUGGCUGGGCCAGGAUGGGGGCUCCCCCCCCCUCUGUUUUCAGCCCCCUUGCCUCCAUCCCCUUCAUUCCUUCCCUCCCUCCCUCCCAUCCUAUUUAUCUUUUUCUUUCUCCCUUCUUCCAUUUCCUUCCUCUCCCUCUCAUUUGUUUAUCCUUCCUGUCUUUCCAUCUUCCUCCCUACUUCCAUUUCCCUUCCUGUUUAUACCUUCUUUCCAUUUCCUUUCUUCCUCCUUCCCUCCCUUCUCAUCUAUUCUUUCUUUCUUUCUUUUCCUUCCUUCCUUCCUUCCUUCCUUCCUUCCUUCCUUCCUUCCCUGCUUUUCCUUCCUUCCU